This is a messenger RNA of Boleophthalmus pectinirostris (great blue-spotted mudskipper), 1850 nucleotides long. It is a transcript of the gene mettl17, whose product is annotated as methyltransferase like 17. Gene Ontology annotation, cellular component: mitochondrial small ribosomal subunit. The record is from RefSeq and is a predicted model, not a curated record. The transcript has 15 exons. Bases 301 to 1710 code for a protein of 469 amino acids. Lineage: Eukaryota; Metazoa; Chordata; Actinopteri; Gobiiformes; Gobiidae. Gene Ontology annotation, biological process: translation. Gene Ontology annotation, molecular function: methyltransferase activity; structural constituent of ribosome.
GAUGGAUUAAAAGAGUCCGUUUUUGGACAAAUUUAUGGAGAAAAAGGAGAGAAAAAGACGGAGAAAGUUUCCCUGUGUCUAAUGUUUAGGCGCCGGUGAGGAUCGCGUAAUGGGAAGAGGCAGCACUCCGAUAGAAUCUGUUUUUGUUAGCGGAACUUUUUACUCCUUCCGCUGUUGCUGCUACACGGACUUAUUUUGUUGAAGGACACAUCUUGGAAAAUGUGCCCUCCUGUCAUUCCGAACAAUCAAGAUAAAAGUCAUACUAAACCAAAGUAAAGGACACUAUCAGAAUAACCUAAAAUGGCUUUACGGAGCUUUAGCGCUUGUGGUUUCUGUCACAGAGUUCUUGCGGUGAAGACAACGUUGCGGGGAAUGAGCACAGCUGCCAAACUUCAGCCUCAUGCAGAUUUCCUAAAUGGAGCACCUCACAGAAAACAUCCAGGAGUCACAAACCUGAAAACUCUACGUUUACCUGAAAAACUACAGGUGGCUGCUCGCUCCAUCAUUCACAGGGCUCAAAUAAAAGGUCUAGAUGUAAAGGCGCAGAAUCUUGUGGACUUUUUGUGGAGUCGUAAACGAAAAAUGGAGGACAAAGCUUUGAGGCAGAAGGCACUGAACCUGGAGAGAGAGCUGUGGAGCAAAGUUACAGAGAAACAGAGAGAUGUCGAUGAACAACUUUUGGAGGAACGCAUACAGAAGAAAGUACUCUCAGAGUUGAGGAGAACCACGUACCACUGGAAACAGCUCAAAUUCGACGAGGAGAUGGGAGUGAUUUACAUGGCGGCUCGUUUGGCUGGAGGAUAUGCUGCAGUGAGGAGAGCGCUCAAUGAGAUAAAGAAGAGAGACACCUCCUUCGCUCCGGAGUCUCUUUUGGAUUUUGGAUCAGGCCUGGGAACAGUUGCUUGGGCAUCUCAUUCAUGUUGGCCUGACUCUCUGAAGGAGAUGGUUUGUGUGGACAGCUCUGGGCCCAUGAACACUUUAGCAGAGCGGCUACUGAAAGGUGACAACGAAAAAGAAGAACCACACUUCAAACAUGUCUAUUUCAGACAGUUCCUUCCAGUGUCUCCAAAAGUGCAGUUCGAUUUGGUGGUAGCAGCGUUCACUCUCUCCGAACUCCCCAAAGCAGCCGACAGAGAAGAUGUAGUGCUCACUCUGUGGAGGAAAACAAACAGAUAUCUGGUGCUUGUGGAGAAUGGGACCAAAGAGGGACAUCAGAUGCUCAUGGAGGCCAGAGACACUUUACUAAAUAAACAAGAAAAGAUUGUCCAUGACUUCAGACCAGCUUCAGUGUUUGCUCCUUGUCCUCACGAAAUGAUGUGUCCGAAACUGACCAAAGAACCUGUUUUUCCCUGUAACUUCCAGCAGAAAUACCACACACUAUCUUUGCCUGGGCAAAUUUCUCACCUGACUGAAAAGUUUAGUUACUUGAUUCUUACUCGAGCUGAUCCCAAAUCCCUGGUCCCUGGUCUGGACUCUGGUCUGGACCCUGGAUUGGAUUGGGCCCGGCUCAUUGCUCCGGUUCUGCCUCGGACUCGUCACGUUCAUUGCAGAAUGUGCUGCACAGAUGGACAGUUACAGCAUGUGGUGGUGACUCCCAGAAAACACGGGAGAGAUGUGUACAGAUGUGCACGCAGCAGUGAUUGGGGAGACCAAAUUCCAGUGGUUCAAAUAACAGAUAGCGAAGACCACAGUGAAUCUGAAGAACAGUGACCCCCAGUGGAAAUAGAGGGAACUUUACUAUAGUGGAAUUAUUCUUACAUUAAACACAAUUCACCACAACGCCUGUAUGUUUGAUAUUAUAAGUAUAACAGGAGAUGGAGACAGAACAUUAAAAUAUUAUUUACCAUAAA